Molecule: messenger RNA, 1508 nt
Organism: Malania oleifera
Lineage: Eukaryota; Viridiplantae; Streptophyta; Magnoliopsida; Santalales; Ximeniaceae
Product: serine/threonine-protein kinase ATG1t
Exons: 8
Coding region: 25-942 (305 amino acids)
Biological process (GO): autophagy; autophagosome organization; peptidyl-serine phosphorylation
Cellular component (GO): cytoplasm; autophagosome
Molecular function (GO): ATP binding; protein serine/threonine kinase activity
Source: RefSeq, a predicted model, not a curated record
AAAGUUUCCACAUGGCUUGUUUGAAUGAAAAAAAAAAAAAACAAUAUUUUCGGCAAAAUCUCGAGGAAUUGUGAUGAAUUCGAAACGAUGGAUGAUUUUGUUACGGGCAAUCUCUCCGGCGUCGUCGUCGUCGUCGGAGAUUUCAUUCUGACGACAAAGCUCGGCCAUGGGCCUCUCUCAACGGUCUGGAAGGCUGUGCACAGAACGAGAGGCGAAGAGGUGGCCUUAAAGCAGGUCUACCUCUCUAAACUCAAUCCUAGCCUCAAGGACUGUUUGGACUGUGAGAUCAAUUUCCUAUCCACUGUCAACCACCCCAACAUCAUCCGCCUUUUUGACGUGUUUCAGGCUGAAGGUUGCAUAUUCCUGGUCCUGGAGCUCUGUUCUGGGGGUGAUUUGGCUUCUUAUAUUCAACAUAAUGGGAGAGUUCAAGAAUGGAUAGCCAAAAGAUUCAUGCAGCAGAUUGGAGCUGGUUUAGAGGUACUUCACUCGCACCAUAUCAUCCACCGUGACUUGAAGCCGCAGAAUAUAUUGCUAUCUAUACCAGAGAGUAAUGCAGUGCUAAAGAUAGCUGAUUUUGGCCUUUCAAGAAUUGUACAUCCAGGUGAUCGUGCUAAGACUGUGUGUGGGUCGCCCAUAUACAUGGCUCCAGAAGUUCUACAAUUUCAAACUUAUGAUGAAAAGGUUGACAUGUGGAGUCUUGGUGCAAUUCUUUUUGAACUGCUUAAUGGCCACCCGCCUUUCCAUGGUAGGACUAAUGUUCAGCUGCUGCACAACAUCAAGUCAUCUUCAAGCCUUCCAUUUUCUCAGCCUGUCCUCGCGGGGUUGCAUCCUGAUUGUGUUGAUAUGUGUUCCAGACUACUCUCAGUGGAUCCUGUAAAUCGCUUGUCCUUCAAUGAAUUCCAUCGACAUAAGUUCUUAAAAUUACAUUUAACAGAGUGGUAAGAGUGGCUUAUGAGACAAAUCUUACUUAACUCAGUUGCUCAAGGGAAGCUUCUCUGAAUGUUGAAUAAUCUAACUUUUUCAACACCAUUGUCAAAAAUAAACUAAAUAUCCCCACUUCAGCUAUGGGGUUAGUUUGUUAGUUAGUUAGUUAGUUUGUUUGUUUGUUUGUUUUUGUUUUUUUUUGUUUUUCUCUCUCUUCUGAAGUUAGCAUUCUUUGAUCCAUCUAUUGAUUGUCUCAGAUUCUUGGCCAUUCACAAACUGCUAAAAAAGUGAGUGCUGAUUUUCUCAAGUUACAAGGCAAAUCCAGCGACUUGGCCGUAAAUCCAAGUGAGAUUGGAGAAUGGGGAGCACGUUGACAAGUUGGAAGAGCUCCUAGGAUCACUAGAGCCGUUACUCCAACCAACUUUUGAAUUGAAAGAUGUUUUUUCGCUCAACACUUGACUUUCCUAGUCUUGUCUGUGUCAAUUUCAUCGCCUUAGUCUUAUUGCAUAUUAAAGAUAAACAAAACCCUCUCCUCCCAAGGUUCUACCAUUCAAUAACAAUUUUUUCAACUAUCUUUUUCUCCA